Staurois parvus is the source of this 303-nucleotide messenger RNA. NCBI's taxonomy places the organism in Eukaryota, Metazoa, Chordata, Amphibia, Anura, Ranidae. The record is from the annotation of a GenBank genome assembly.
CAGAAAGAACAGUAAAAAUGCAGGCAGGGCACAGGACAAAAUGUAUGUGAAAUGGUUUGAUACAAAAAUGACAGUUUCAAAAAAUGUUUAAAUUUGUCGCUGUUCCAGCCCCCGUACGUCCCGACGCUCGCAGGGACCAGAACACGGAAGCCGGAUGCCGGCAUCGGCCCGAGGAGAUGGCCGGGACACUGCAGGGGACGCAUUGCGGGAGCAAAGGACAAGGUAAGCGCUGCAGGGAAUCCCUGAGCUACACCGCAUGGUAAGCCCGAGUGUAGCUCGGGGUUACCGCUUUUGGUACUGAAA